AUGUUAAGUCCAACUAAUUCAACUGUUUCACCUUCAGUCCUCUCAUCCUCUUCUCCUGAUUCUCCUACGCAUAGUGCCCUUAUCAGUUUAUCUCAACUCGACACCAACAGUGAUGCCUUUCAGUAUGAAUCAAAUCUAAUGCGUUUGCAACGGCAGCAAGCAGCUUUAGCUGCAGGUGCAGCUUAUGCUAGUUUGCGUCGGAACGAUUGCAAUUCAGUUUUAGUACCAGUGAGUUCUGCUUUAUCAUCACUGUCUCGACCAACCAGCGAUACUUUUUCACUCAAAGGUGCUGAACCUCAUGUGACUAUGUCUAUAGAAGAAUAUCAAGCAUUAAUAAAAGCAGCAAAAGCAGGCGGUGCUUUGGUUCCAGCUUCAAGUUCUGAUCCUUGCUCUACCCAUUCCGUUUCUAAUUCUCUAGUAGAUGUCAAGCGAAACAUUUAUUCUCCACCUGAUCAAGAAGUCAUGUUAAACGUCGGUAAUACUCAUGGUAUUAUACGACCUUCACUAAUUCAAUGUGCAUCUGUGACGGAUUACACGGAACUAAGUGUUGCAGCAUCGAAUUUGCCACGUACAGCAUAUAAACUUACAUCAGAUAUGGAAAAAAAAGUGAAAUACAUUCACGCUACAAUUCAUGAUGAGUUGAAUACAAACUCGCCUAAAUUAUGCAGUGAUCGGGAAGUUUUAAAGCAAGUAAUUUAUCGUGAAGGUGACUCUCAUCAUAAUUAUCAGCUUAAUUCGGCAGAACUACGUGCACUUGAUAUUGUUGGUUUUAAUUCAGAAUCUUUGUGUUUUAAUGUUCGCGAUGCAUUUGCCUGUAUGAACGAGCCAAUCGAAGAUCCUCGAAAGGCAGCGUGUUUGAAGAAAGCUACUCAUGAUCCAACAGAUAUUCUUAACAUCAUGGAUAUUACAAUGCGAAGAUUAGUGAAAAUGGCGAAAAAAUUGCCAGCAUUCAAUGAUUUAUCACAAGAUGGAAAGUUUGCUCUUUUAAAAGGCGGUAUGGUGGAAAUGUUAACGAUGCGUGGUGUGACUCGUUUUGACAUGGAUCAAAAGUGCUGGCGCACACCAGUGGUUUCUGAAGAUCAUAAAAUAUCAUUAGGGAUGUUUGAUCAGUUAAAAGAUGGACUUCGUGAUCGUCAAAAAGAUGGUUUUCUCAAAUUCUGUCAGUCGCUUCAUCCGGAUAUUAGGAAUAACGAGCUUGCUAUUGACUUGAUUGUUCUGAUUGUGUUAUUUGAUUCGAGUCGUGAUGCUCUUUUGGAUCCAACUGAUCGAAUUACUGUUGCUCGCCAUUGUCAAGAAUAUCAAACUCUCUUACAUCGCUAUAUGGAAUCAAUGUAUGGUCGUGAGGCACGGUCGCGCUAUGAACAUCUCUCUGAAUCAAUAAGAAUCUUGAGAAUUGUCAGUCAAAACGCCGUGACGUUAUUUUUGGGAUGUGUUGAUCCCAACCAGUCUGAAGCACUUCCUAAGGAAUUCUUCAAAACUGCAUAG
Thelazia callipaeda (thelaziosis nematode) is the source of this 1485-nucleotide messenger RNA. Lineage: Eukaryota; Metazoa; Nematoda; Chromadorea; Rhabditida; Thelaziidae. The record is from the annotation of a GenBank genome assembly.